Alternaria atra is the source of this 1287-nucleotide messenger RNA. RefSeq lists its product as uncharacterized. The record is from RefSeq and is a predicted model, not a curated record. The coding region runs from base 1 to 1287 and encodes 428 amino acids. Lineage: Eukaryota; Fungi; Ascomycota; Dothideomycetes; Pleosporales; Pleosporaceae. The transcript has a single exon.
AUGUCUUCUGCUCACGACACUAUCAUGUCGUUCGUCACUGUCUCCGCCCCCGACUCUUUGGAAGAAUACACGACUGAGCAUGCUAGCAGCGGAGAAGAGAAUGUUGCCGCUACGUCUGAAGCCAAGAGAGCAUCCAGGAGCGCUUCCACCGAGAAGAACAAGAUUCAGGAGACGCCAAAGCGAAACCGACGCAGUACCAAGUCUACCCAGACCAGCCCGACCACCGAUAAGACAACAGCCGUAUCGAGUGGAUCAAGCACUUUCAUAUCAGCAGCCGGUUCCAAUGAAGCUGUUUCCACACGGUCAGCGUCGUCAACCAAGAAGACCGGCCGUACAGACCGCAACGCCAAGAAAUUUGUCGUCUUGUCAAAAGACCCUCGCGCCAUUGCCAAGACUGAGUCGCCACGAGGCAACAAGCGCGCAGCAGAAAACAAGAAGGGUGGUCGAGCCAAGCGUCAAGUCCGGUCGUCCCAGGAGCUGGGUUUAAUCUACAACAGCAUCAAGGCUAUCAACAUGCCGCCUCGUGUCGGUCAAGUUCCUGGUCAAGUUCCCCCCACACCUGUCGUUGGCGACUAUCCAUUCGGCGAUACGGAGGAUCAUCAGAACAGUAUGAUCAUUUACUGGCUGGACGAUCUGGAGAACACUUAUGCGAAGACGACCAUACUGUACAACGAGACGUUUCCGAACGACAAGGUAACAGAUGAAGCUGUGCGUCGUCGUCACAUUAGAUCUCUGGAGCGACUGCAGAAGCGCUACGGUGCAAAGCCUGUUGCGCAGAUUGGCAUAGUUGGCAGGAACAUUGCGAGGCGUGGGAGGCCGCGUGCGCCUCGUCUCAGUGGUAUCGAGCCUGAGAAUGACCCAGCCGAUGCUGCUGCGCCAUAUGAAGAGCAAGUCGAAGGCGAUGCUUCCGUCACUGAAGACAAUUCAACUCAUACAUCGCAUUCUCCUCCAAGAGGCAGCCUAGCCAAAGCAAUCGAUCAGGUUCAACGCGAGAAGCGGAAUCACAAAGGCCAUGAAUUCGACAAGGCUUGCAUCGUUGUUUGGCGUGACGCCGACAAGAUGUCAUUCAAGGAUAUCCGCGCAAAGCUCGACAACGAGCGUGGAUGGUCCUUGGGCGAGCCCACAGUCAAGAAGGAGUACACGAGAGCUCGUGCUCGCAUCUGGGGCACUACUUCACUGGAGGUUGCUGCCGACGAGGAUGAUGAGAGUAAAAGGAAAGCGGCUGAGGAUGAACAAGGAGAAGACAUGGAGAUGGAGGAUGAUUUAGUUGAGCAGAAGGAGAUAUGA